GGCGAACAUCUGCACCGGCCCUGGACCUCGCAUAGGUUGACUCGGCAUUAAAAUCAGUACCUGUCGUGGUGUGUCAAACAUCAACAGCCAGAGCAAGCAUCUAUGCCUAUAUAUAAGUGUUCGCUAAGAGCACUGCUUCCCAACAGCUUGUUCAAAGGCAAUACAGACGACGUAAGUAUUCGGGACCUAUUCGUCUCAACACAUGAAGGGGACUGCGAUCGUAACGUGGCUACAUCAUCGCAUCAGCUGCCAGCGCGUCCAAAACAAUUUGCUUUUCGCUAAUGCCCGAUCCGGCCGUGGAUCGCUAAGAAGCGAUUCUAUUCGGAGUAAAUAAUUAAACAAAACAAAUAAAGCCCCCGCCGCCGUGCAGGAAUAAAGGGUGAAGCGGAGCAGGAGGAGGAGAGGAGGUGGUGGAAGAGGAGGAGUCGUGAUGGCGGAUCCGGGCAAGACCAGCACUGGCAUAUUCGCGAAAAAUGCGAAGAAACGCAUAAGCAGAGCCCAGGAGAAGGUCCUGCAGAAGUUGGGAAAAGCGGAUGAGACGAAGGAUGUACAGUUUGAAGAACAAGUGCAAAACUUCAACAAACAGUAUAACGAGGGAAGCCGAUUACAGAAAGAGCUACGAGGCUACCUUACGGCUGUGAAAGCAAUGCAUGAAUCUUCAAAGAAGAUGAACGAAACCCUUCAAGAUAUUUAUGAACCUGACUGGCAUGGAAAAGAAGAUGUACAGGAUAUAUCACAGAACAGCGAUGAGCUCUGGGGUGAUUUUCACGAGAAGCUGGUUGACAACUCACUCCUCACUCUGGAUACGUACCUCGGACAGUUCCCCGACAUCAAGUCACGCAUUUCCAAACGUGGACGGAAGCUGGUGGACUAUGACAGUGCCAGACACCACCUUGAGUCACUGCAGGGCACCAAGAAAAAGGAAGAUGUCAAAGUAGCAAAGCCGGUCUUGCUGCUCGAAAAAGCUGCGCCUCAGUGGUGUCAGGGAAAAAUCCAGGCCCAUCUCAUUGCCCAGACAAACCUCCUCAAAAACCAGGCAGAAGAAGAUUACCUGAAGGCACAAAAGGUGUUUGAGGAGAUCAACAAUGACUUGCAAGAGGAAUUGCCAGUGAUUUUGAACAGCCGAGUGGGGUUUUAUGUGAACACAUUCAAGAGUAUCGCUGGCCUUGAAGAGAAUUUUCACAAAGAAAUUGGACAGCUGAACCAUGAGCUACUCGAUGUCAUGGUCAAACUGGAGGACCAGCACUCGAACAAGGCCUUCUCCAUCCACGGAGCUCCCAGGGACUCAAGGCCACUCAAGACACGCGAGCUGCCACCCAGCAUCGUGGAGCCACCCGCGGGCACCAGCCCAACGAGCGACGAUGCGACGCCGAGCCCCACCCAUGCCCCCACCCCUCACAAGUCGCCCAUGCAGGGCCGAAAAGGGCCACCGGUCCCACCACCCCCCAAACUCACCCCCAGCAAGGAGAUGACGCAAGAGGCCAUCGUCAACCUCUUUGAUGACAACUUUAUGCCCAACGCUGCCACCGCAAGCACACCCUUGGAGGUUCCCUUGUCCAAGAGAGCGGACACAGGAAGACUCCUCGAUCUGGAUUUUGAUCCCGUGAAACAAGAGCCCACGUCUCCAUCCGUAUUUCCACCGCAAAAGAACCAGUCUUUGGACGGUGCAAGCAAACAUUGUCCUUCUAAGAUGCCCAUCAUGGAAGUUGUGGCCAGUACUCCCACGCCAGUGGAGCUGACCCCGGACGAUGCGAGCUUCGGAUGCAUGGCAAACGUCUCGGCGGAGUGUCCCCCGAUUGCCAACGUCUCCACUCCGGCCCAGUCUUAUGAAUUUCCUCCAGGUUUCUUGUACAAGGUGCAGGUCCAGCACGACUACACACCUGUGGACAUGGAUGAGUUGUGCUUGGGCAGUGGCGAAGUGGUGCUUGUCCUGCCCUUUGAAAGCCCUGAGCAGCAGGAUUCGGGCUGGCUCGCAGGCAUCAAGGAGGCAGAUUGGAUCGCUCACAAGGUCCUUGAGGGCCACAAGGGCGUAUUCCCAGACAACUUCACCCUUCGCAUCGAAUAGACAACCAUUUUUAUCCCGUUGCUAUCUCGGGGGUCCAUUGUGGCGGGGACGGGGGAGGUGAUUUAAAUCCCAUCCACCUCUGCACGCAAUGGGACAUCUUGAGUAAAUGACCCGCCGUGCGUGUGCGCUUGUGUAACUGUGUGUGUGUGUGUAUUAUUGGUCUAUACCAUGGUGAAGGCUCUUGUUGUGCGUGAAACUUCGGACCCGGGGUUUCUGCUGCAUGUGGUCCCCGGACAGCUAGCAAGCGCGAGCUCGACAAACCCAUGUUAAGUCAAAGAGAGAAGCUUCUAAAUAAUCUGCACUGCUGUGUGAUGAUUAUAUUUCUGUCACGUUGACAGAUAUUUGUAUCAAAUAUGUAGUUUGACUGCGAGAUUUGGGUUUGUAUGACUUCUUAUUAGGGGCCGUCCUUAAAUGAUGUCACGCACCUGGGGGGGGGGGUGGGGG
Lethenteron reissneri (Far Eastern brook lamprey) is the source of this 2509-nucleotide messenger RNA. RefSeq names its product myc box-dependent-interacting protein 1-like. The record is from RefSeq and is a predicted model, not a curated record. Gene Ontology annotation, molecular function: protein binding; phospholipid binding. Gene Ontology annotation, cellular component: cytoplasm; plasma membrane. NCBI's taxonomy places the organism in Eukaryota, Metazoa, Chordata, Hyperoartia, Petromyzontiformes, Petromyzontidae.